This is a messenger RNA of Notechis scutatus (mainland tiger snake), 730 nucleotides long. The record is from RefSeq and is a predicted model, not a curated record. Lineage: Eukaryota; Metazoa; Chordata; Lepidosauria; Squamata; Elapidae.
GAGAAAAAAACCCUCUUUGGUUUCUGGUUUGCUUUGUCUGCGGUUUCUUUAAUCCAGCCACGCUUUGCUUUCUCCCCUCCAGCUGUGCCAGGGUUCCUAGGAGCAUCCUCCGGGCAGCCACCUAUGCGCCCCAUCCAGAAGCCGCAAGUCAUGGCUCAGCCGCCGGCCGGGUUCUUCGCCGGGCCCAGCCUCCCCGCCCCGCCGCCUCCCAUGGCCACGGCCGCCUCCAGCUUCAGCACCGUGAACAUGGAGGACCUGUCGUGCCUGGGCGUCUCCUCGCAGGCCCCGCCCUCCUCCAUGGACACCGAAACCAGCAUCGCCGAUGCUUUCCUGCACCUCCACUUUGAAGGCGGGGACACCCUGGGGGGCCUCCUGGACGACGCCCCCUACAGCAGCCUGGAUAGCAUCAACACCACCGAGUUCCGGCAGCUGCUCAACGAAGGGUCCGGCCCGGCCCCAAUGCCGGAUGCCCAGGGGACUCUGAUGACCUACCCGGAAUCCAUCACGCGCUUGGUCAGCCAGCGGAGGGCGGGAGGGGAGCCCGGCGGCAGGGGGGGACCCCCCGCCAAUUCCGCCAACAGCAGCUUCAACGGCCUUUUGGGGACCUUCCAGGCCGAGGACAGCUUUUCGUCCAUGUUGGACCUGGACUUGAACUCGCUCCUCAACUCGUAAGGAUUCCCGGUGGUCCGAGACUGGCCUCUCGCUCUUCAGGCUACAGGGGGCUUCCGGU